Messenger RNA from Saccharomyces paradoxus, 708 nucleotides. RefSeq names its product GET complex subunit GET1 (gene GET1). The transcript has a single exon. NCBI's taxonomy places the organism in Eukaryota, Fungi, Ascomycota, Saccharomycetes, Saccharomycetales, Saccharomycetaceae. Gene Ontology annotation, cellular component: GET complex. The record is from RefSeq and is a predicted model, not a curated record. Bases 1 to 708 code for a protein of 235 amino acids. Gene Ontology annotation, biological process: tail-anchored membrane protein insertion into ER membrane.
AUGCAUUGGGCAGCAGCGGUGGCGGUAUUCUUUAUCGUGGUUACGAAGUUUCUGCAAUAUACAAACAAAUACCACGAGAAAUGGAUCUCUAAAUUUGCACCAGGCAAUGAAUUAUCCAAAAAAUACCUGGCCAAGAUCAAAGAGCGUCACGAAUUAAAAGAAUUCAACAACUCUAUUUCUGCCCAGGAUAAUUAUGCCAAGUGGACCAAGAACAAUAGAAAAUUGGACUCAUUAGAUAAAGAAAUAAAUAACUUGAAGGAUGGAAUACAAUCAGAAAAUAAAGCCUUUCAAGCCCAUCUUCACAAACUCAAAUUAUUGACGUUGACGGUGCCAUUUUUCGUGUUCAAGAUCGUAUACGGCAAGACGCCCAUUUACCAGUUGAGUUCUUCGACUAGCACUUUGUUUCCUACGUUUGUUAGUGGCGUUUGGUCUCAAGGCUGGUUAUAUGUUAUAUUGCAUCCCCUAAGAACCAUUUCUCAGAAAUGGCAUAUUAUGGAGGGCAAAUUUGGUGUCUCUAAGUUUGAUGGUGUCGCUCUUCAAAGCGUCUCUUUGGGGAUCUGGGUUUGGGCAUUGAUGAACGUUUUAAAUGGAAUAGAAUUUAUCGUUAACCAAUUGUUUCUGACCCCCAACAUGGAACCACCUGCAUCUACGGAGACUCAAGAAGAGAAAAGCGUAGAUUCUGUCGACGAUACCGUUAUUCUAGAUUAG